AUGGCAAAGGCCUACUCAUUCUGGGUCUUUGACCGGCACUGCAACGCCAUCUACCAUCAAGACUGGUCGCACAUCCAUGCGGCGGCCUACACAUCAGCAAACGGGCCACUAAGUCCAUCAGCCACUUCGACAUCCGGCUUUGCGUCGAUAGGAGCGUCGAUCCAACGUGCGACGAGCGGGGCGGCGAAUGGGCCCGCGAACGAGACGCCGUUGGCGCCGCAAAGACCGGGCCAGCCGUCCCUACCGAACGUCACGCGGCUGUCAUCCUCAUCAGCGGCGGCUCAGAAUGGAGCGAGCACCCGGCCAGCAGGGCAGGCUACAAUCGACACGACGCCCUCGGAUCUGCUGCCCUUUGACGAAGAAGCCAAGCUCGUAUACGGUGUUGUGUUUUCGCUACGCAACAUGGUCCGCAAGCUCGGUGGCGAGGCCGAGACGUUCAAUAGCUUCACCACGUCCACGUACACCCUGUCGCACCUGCACACGCCGAGCAUGUACACGUUUGUGCUCGUCACCGACCCCGUUGCGCCGCCAUCGUCGAUACCGAAUCGAGCAAGCGAGGGGUACUCGAUCGGCAAUGCAUCCGCUGCGUUGUCGGGGAGGGCGGCGUUCGGGACUGGCGGCGGCAUCCCCGGCACCGGCGGCAUGAGUCUCAAAGGCGUCCUGCUGCAGAUCUAUCGCGGGCCUUGGGUGGAUUGCGUUGUGAGGAACCCCCUGCUUAGGGCGCUAGAGAGGGAAGAGAGGGUGGUGCAGCCCAACGAGGAUGCCGAGAAGACGACAUUCGAUGUGGUCAGGGAUGGAAGGCUGGAGAGAUCACACGGCAUCGACACAGACGCUUUUCGGGAGAGCUUGGAGAAAGUCCUGUCGCAAAACAAGCUCUCCGCUCCGGUAUCAUGA
Kalmanozyma brasiliensis GHG001 is the source of this 894-nucleotide messenger RNA. RefSeq names its product Sybindin-like protein. Lineage: Eukaryota; Fungi; Basidiomycota; Ustilaginomycetes; Ustilaginales. The record is from RefSeq and is a predicted model, not a curated record. Gene Ontology annotation, biological process: endoplasmic reticulum to Golgi vesicle-mediated transport. The coding region runs from base 1 to 894 and encodes 297 amino acids. The transcript has 4 exons. Gene Ontology annotation, cellular component: TRAPP complex.